Messenger RNA from Chaetomium strumarium, 1046 nucleotides. RefSeq lists its product as uncharacterized. The transcript is spliced from 2 exons. Lineage: Eukaryota; Fungi; Ascomycota; Sordariomycetes; Sordariales; Chaetomiaceae. The coding region runs from base 234 to 1046 and encodes 270 amino acids. The record is from RefSeq and is a predicted model, not a curated record.
CCCGAGCUCUCGGAUUCCUCACCACUCACUCACUCAUCAACCACUCCAGUCCUUCCUUUGAGGCUUUGAUAUUCUUGUAUUGCCUGGUGCAAUAACCUUCCUUUUCCCACAUUCCUUUCUGUUUACACCGGACUUCGUCGAUCGAGUCUGCCAUACAUUCCUUUUCAGGAUACUCUAGUACCGAGUCAGCUCAACGCUUUUUUGAAACCUUCCUUCCAAAAACAUCCGUCAAGAUGUUCUUCGCUAAGUCCUUCAUUGCCGCCGGUGGCCUUGCCGCCGUCGCCCACGGCCACAUGCUCCUGCGGGUUCCUGCUCCCUACGAAAACCCGAAGCUUCAGCUCGGGCCCCUGGACCCUAGCGGCAGCAAUUACCCGUGCCAGGCUCAGACCGGUGCUACGUUUUCGGGCACGCCGACCGAGAUGGCCAAGGGCUCCAAGCAGAAGAUGGGCUUCACCGGAUCUGCCGUCCACGGCGGCGGCUCUUGCCAGAUCUCCCUCACCUACGACAACCCGCCCACCGCCCAGAGCGCCUUCAAGGUCAUCCACUCCAUCGUGGGUGGCUGCCCUGCCCGCGGCGUCGAUGGGAACGCUGGAAACGACCCCAACGCGCAGGCCAAGGACGAGUACGAGUUCACGAUCCCUGACGACAUCCCUGCCGGCAAUGCCACGCUUGCUUGGUCGUGGCUGAACAAGAUCGGCAACCGCGAGUUCUACAUGAACUGCGCCCCCGUCUCCAUCACCGGUGACGGUGGCAGCAAGGAUGCCCUGAACGCGCUGCCCGACAUGUUUAUCGCCAACAUUGCCCCUGGCGGAGACUGCAAGACCACCGAGGGUACCGACGUCGAGUUCCCCAACCCGGGCAAGUCGGUCGAGAACAACGGCGGCAAAUUGGGCAAGCCCGUCGGCAACUGCGGCGGUGGUGCCGGCUCUGGCUCCGGCUCCGGCUCUGGCUCCGGCUCUGGCGGUGCUGCUAGCACUCCUGCUGCUGGUGCCGCCGCUGCCGCUUCCACUACUAGACGUUCGUUACACCUCAAGAUCGAGGGCUAG